GCCCAUUUCUCUCUUAUCUAAAGAGAGAGAGAAAAAAAAUGGUUGGAGCACAAUUCAAAAAGCACUAAGCACUAAAGAAGGAAAGGGAAAAAAGAAAGGAAGAAUCUUGAUUCUCUCUCCUCUAUCCCUCGUUUCUGUAUGCGUUUGUGCGUAUAAAAUACCCAAUAAUAUUAAUAAUAAAGUCCACUCUCAGGGUCUCACUUCAUCACAGAUCCUACCCUUUCUUCAGCUCUUCGGGAAUCUUAAGCUUCCCCUUUCGCCACCAACGGGGGGAAUUACAGCACAGGAAGGUGCUGAGUAUCAUCAGGAUUCUGACUUUCUGUACUUUUUAUUCUCGACAAUGACUUGCAGCUAGGAACUUGAGUGGGAGAUCCUUUGGACUAUAAAUAUGAGCCUGGCAUGUCUUGUAUGCAAUAGCGUAGAGAGCCCUUCACACUCGUUCAGGAGCUAUUCGGUUUCGAGUUCAGACAAUGAGGGAAGAUGUUCUGCAAUGGCCAACUGCCUAAUAUGGAGACCAUCUUUUCCUCCAACACACCACCCGUCAUAUGCAGCAUCAGCCAAGGUAACUCCCCAACCAACCAUUUCCAACAGCAAUGUAAUGGAUGGAACGCCAAGGUUGGUGCGGAGCCGGGCAGUAAAAAGGGACCUGGUACGAGACUGGAAUUUCGAUGAGGUGGUUGUAGUUCAGCAUUAGUAUGUUUUAUAUUUGAGACAAGGAUGGGAAGAGAAUAGGGUCUUCAAAUGAACAUGGGUGGUGCUGACCUGAAAUGAUGGGAGGAUAGCAUCUUGCUUCCUAUGUAUUUUUGUUUUCUUGUGGGUACAACUGAACUCACACUUCCAUUGGGAGAGUUUGCACAUUUGUAAGCAUGAGAAAAAUGAGAUUUAGAACUUUGUUUAUAUAUAUAACCUAAACAUUAAUUCAUAGGAGGCAAAGUUGGGAUGGGUUUAAUUAGUUUUGUAAACUUGGAUGGAAUUGUGCUUUCAAAAAUUUUCCAUGAUAUACACCAAGUUUAUUUGCAUAUAAGAAGAAUACCAAGUAUUCAAUAA
Cucumis melo (muskmelon) is the source of this 1047-nucleotide messenger RNA. RefSeq lists its product as uncharacterized. Bases 389 to 694 code for a protein of 101 amino acids. The record is from RefSeq and is a predicted model, not a curated record. The transcript is spliced from 2 exons. NCBI's taxonomy places the organism in Eukaryota, Viridiplantae, Streptophyta, Magnoliopsida, Cucurbitales, Cucurbitaceae.